AUAUGGAAUCCAACACAUGUCAGUUAUCCAAGUAGUGCUAAGGCUUCCUGGAGGACAAUGUCUGCCUACAGCGCACUGCAAUGCGUCUGGUGACAAGACAGGCAAAAUCCAAACAGUUACUAGGUACCAUGGACUGAUAAACCAAGGAGCAACAUGUUACCUCAACAGUGUGCUGCAGGUGCUGUUCAUGACUGAAGACUUCAGAGAAGCUGUGACAAGGUUCUCUGAUGAAAGUCCUCACAGUGAAUUAAUUGAUCAUCAUCUUAAAGGCUUGUUUGAUAGCUUGCAGAAAGAUACAGCAAACACAUUUGAAAUAACAAAGAAGCUGGGCCUCAACAAUGUAAAUGAACAGCAUGAUGCUGCAGAGUACUUUGACAGGGUUUUAAACCUGACCAGUCCUGGGGCAUCAGAGAGUAAGCUGAUAAAGCACCAUCCAGAUGUUUUGAUUCUGCUGCUGAAGAGGUUUCCCUCCAACUAUAAACACAUAUCACGUGUUAAAAACAACAGUACUGUGAAAAUACCCUAUAGCCUGCAGAUAUCAGAGAGUAAGUCAUAUGAACUGUAUGCAGUUGUGGAUCAUAACACACAAGGUGGACAUUACACUGCAACAAUCAAGGUUCCGAAUGAAGACAGAUGGUAUAACUUUGAUGAUACCAGUGUCACACUGGUUAAUAAAAAGAUGUUUAAAGAGGAUAACAGUGAGAGAUCCCCGACUGCAAAUCUUCUGGUUUACAGGAAGAAAAAAAGAUGUCAGGGAUAUGUCCACCAGUGGAAGCUUCCAAUUCACUACUAG
This is a messenger RNA of Neolamprologus brichardi, 793 nucleotides long. The record is from RefSeq and is a predicted model, not a curated record. Lineage: Eukaryota; Metazoa; Chordata; Actinopteri; Cichliformes; Cichlidae.